ACACUUGCCAGUACCGAUGAGCACUAUUUACAAUCAGAAAGCCAGCAGGAGAGCACGGCCUCCGUUUUGCUUGCGGCAUUUCUAGUACGAGUUAUGAUGGCAUGUACUUCAUUAUCUGCCCUGUGUAUUGCGACUAUUGCAACUAUUCUUGCAUCAGGGCAGCCAAAGUCUGCAGCAUGGGCAGCGGCAGACUGGUACUGCAUGCGACUUCUUCCUUUGUCAGUAACCUCUGCAGUGACUCCGUGCAUGUUUCCCUGCCUGUGGACAUCAAGCAACGCUCCAGGGCAAAUAAUACUUUUGCACACAGAAGUAGAUGGCACUCCUUGUAAGGUGCCGACCGGAGGUUUGUCUGGAUUCCUGAUUUCCCAAUGCUCGAAUGGACGCUGCAACAUGCCAGGUGUGCUUCGAAGGUCCAAGCGCAUAAAAAGGGAAAUAAUACUACACCGCCAAAGAAGGGGCGCAAUUAAAAAGAAACUGGAGGAAGUGAAAGGGGCCGUGUCUGAAAAGUGGGAACAUGUGAAGGAUAAAUUUAGAGGUAAGAAGGGUAAAAAAGGUGGUGACAAGGAUAAAAAGAAGAAAAGCAAGGACAAGAGCUGAAUAAA
Molecule: messenger RNA, 602 nt
Organism: Rhipicephalus sanguineus (brown dog tick)
Lineage: Eukaryota; Metazoa; Arthropoda; Arachnida; Ixodida; Ixodidae
Exons: 5
Coding region: 94-597 (167 amino acids)
Source: RefSeq, a predicted model, not a curated record